Molecule: messenger RNA, 2684 nt
Organism: Nasonia vitripennis (jewel wasp)
Lineage: Eukaryota; Metazoa; Arthropoda; Insecta; Hymenoptera; Pteromalidae
Gene: morula
Product: anaphase-promoting complex subunit 2
Exons: 2
Coding region: 128-2569 (813 amino acids)
Biological process (GO): ubiquitin-dependent protein catabolic process
Cellular component (GO): anaphase-promoting complex
Molecular function (GO): ubiquitin protein ligase binding
Source: RefSeq, a predicted model, not a curated record
UGGCGUCAGUCAGCUGAUAGACGCUAAACUAACCUUAUUUUAUUCCGUCAUACAUCUUCGUAUACUCACAUCUGCAAUUGCCGGCAUGAAGUUGUGACGAAUAAUUGGCUAUCAAACGAGCUUUAAAAUGGAUGUAUCGUCAACAUCUACCACUUCAGCUGAUUCAAAGGUUUUAGAGGGUUGGCUGAAGUACAAUUUUCCAAUUUUGAUAAAUAAGAUCGAGACUGAUGUACCGAACAAUGAUUUGGAAGCUACGGAGGAAAGCUUCAAGAUGCUCCCGAUGAACUUUUGCGUUCAAAGUCUUGUAAUACCAAAAGUUGAGGAAUACAUGAGAACAACUGUUGCUCCGAAAUUUUGGUCCAAAUUUGUAGAUGCUAGUGAGACCGAUGAGAAGCAAGGAUUUCAAAACUUUACAACCUCAGUGAAUGAAUUAUACGCAGAUUCAAGCAAGCUGUUGCCGAUGUUGAAGAAGCUUGAAUUGGCUGGAUCUUGCAAACAUGAUUACUGCAUUUACAGUCAGGUUAAUAUACUAGAUUACUUCAAGCUCAUAAUAAGAGGUACAUUGCUCAGUCAAAUCCCCUUGUACCAUACAAUCAUCAUCGAAUACUUUUACAAAACUGCGUUCAAUGUAUUCUGCAACAUUGAGGCAUCGGCAGCAGCAACAGCUGAAUCAUCAUCAAACGAGUCGCGCAACAAUUCAAUGGUAAUGUGCGAUGGCUGCGAGCAGGAACAGAACAAUUGCCAGUGUCAAGUAAUCGUCGAUGUGUUUCACGAGACGAACAAGAAGCUCAUAGAACUAGGUCUGCUCGAAAGACUCGUCGGCAGCAUACUAACUUGCUUGAUACACAUCCGCAUCGAAAGUCACGUUAACCGGGUCUGCAACCGCACAUUCGAUUCGUCGCAACUGGAGCCAUUAGAGAACUGGCUUGAAACGGUCGUGAUGAACUGGCUCAUCAGAAUCUACUCCGGGGGAUCGUCGAGGUCGAUAUCUCUGGACUACAAGGUUCGCAACGCCAUAAACACCUUCAAGCAGAAGCUCAGCUACUUUCUCUACGAGACCUACACGAGGGUGAGAAUCGAGCAGCUGUUCAACAUAAUCAUCGAGUACCCGGAGUCUCGAGCGGCUGUCGACGACCUGCGCAUUUGUCUAGAGCGAACGGACCUUCGCAAGUACCUCAUCCGCUCGCUGCAGGAUGCUUUGAAGAGCAGACUACUGCACCCGGGCGUCAGCACUCCGGACAUCCUGACCGCGUACAUCGCAGCUAUUAAGGUGCUGAGGCAGCUCGACCCAACCGGGGUGCUGCUGGAGAUGAUCACCGAGCCGAUCAAGGUGUACCUGCGCGGACGAGAGGACACGGUCCGCUGCGUUGUCAGCGGACUCCUGGACGAGUCGAGCACGAGUGACCUCGCGGACGAGUUGGCCAAGGGCGGAGACUCCAUACAUCUGGACGUCGAGGACGGCGCCUCGCCGCAGGACGACAAGGACGACUGGGAGAACUGGCAACCCGACCCGGUCGACGCCGACCCCGGCACCACGAGCAGUGGCGGCAGCAACGGCAGCUCCAACACCCAGGCCCGCCGAAGGGUCUCGGACAUCAUCUCCAUGCUCGUCAACGUCUACGGUAGCCAGGACCUCUUCGUCAACGAGUACCGAACUCUGCUUGCCGACCGGCUGCUCUCACAGCUAAACUAUCAGACGGAGCGCGAAAUCCGGCAACUGGAACUGCUCAAGCGACGCUUCGGCGAACACCAGCUACACCACUGCGAGGUCAUGAUCAAAGACAUCGGCGACUCGAAGCGCAUCGACGGCAACGUCCAGCUGGACGCGCACUACGCCGCGCACGAAGCGAACUUUGCGACCUCGGCGCUCAUCCUCUCCGCCCAGUUUUGGCCGCCUUUCAAGGAGGACUGGAAGCUCGAGCUGCCUCAGCUGGUGGAAGAGCAGCUGGACAGGUACGUCAAAGCCUUCGAGACGCUCAAGGGCAACCGCACGCUCUGCUGGAAGUCGCACCUGGGCAACGUCAACCUCGACAUAGAGACCCGCGACCGGAAACUUAACUUCAACGUCUCGCCGAUCCACGCGACGAUCAUCCUGCACUUCCAGGAGAAGAGCGAGUGGAGUCUGGACCAGCUGAGCGAGGUCAUGCACGUCCCGACGACGGUGCUGAGGCGCAAGAUCAGUUACUGGGUCUCGCAGGCGCUACUCGUCGAGACGUCGCGCGACACUUUCACUCUGCAAGAGGAACUCGGUGCCGGUUCCUCCAAGGCCAACCAGUCAGGCGUCGUCAGCGAGAUGCUGGAGGACGAGGAGCUAGAGAGUGCCAUGGCAUCGGCGAGCGAUCAGCGCGAGGAGGAGCUUCAGGUCUUUUGGUCUUACAUCGUUGGCAUGUUGACCAAUCUUGAUUCCAUGCCUCUCGAGCGAAUACAUCAGAUGCUCAAGAUGUUCGCCUCGCAGGGCUCAGGUGCCGUCAAGUGCGGAUUGCCCGAGCUCAGGCUCUUCCUCGACAAGAAGGUCAGGGAGCACCAACUCCUCUUUUCCGGAGGUCUCUACAAACUGCCCAAGCCUUGAACUAUGUGCGCGCAGCGACUCUCAUCUGUAAAUAUUCGAAUCUUCAUUCAAUAAACUCUUACCCUAACGUUCUUUGUGCAAAAGUACCGUUGUAUCGCAUUCUCACACUUUUUUU